This is a messenger RNA of Ilex paraguariensis (yerba mate), 313 nucleotides long. The record is from the annotation of a GenBank genome assembly. Lineage: Eukaryota; Viridiplantae; Streptophyta; Magnoliopsida; Aquifoliales; Aquifoliaceae.
CGAUAUAUUAUACACCUGCUUGAACAUCUUCCAAAUGACGGGCGGCAAAGGCGGCGGUGGAGGUGGAAAGGGUGGCGGUGGUGGGGGUGCUAAAGGCAGUGGAGGAGGUGGUGGUGCCAGCAAAGGUAGUGGAGGGAGUGGAGCAACCGGUGCUGGUGGUAAGGGAAGUGGUGGUGGUAAAGGAAGUGGUGGCGGUGGUGAUGGGAUGAUGAAAGCUCCAGGUGGGGAUGGAGCUUUUAUUUCAAGGAGUGGGUUUGAAAGCAACCCCCAGGGAUACUUUUCUGGUUUGCAUGAUAGCGGAAAGGGCAAGUAG